UUCCGAUCACAUCUCCAUCUAUCCAUCUACUCACCACCCUUCACUUCACACCCGCCCUUGCGCCCUCAGCUGUGAGACUAAACUAUCUCAGCCCCCCUUUCCUGUCCCUCAUAACUGCGCAAGGGAUCAAAUCAAUUGGACAUUCGGACCAGGACAGACCGACGUUAUACCUUACUGCCAGCAACAGUCAGUCAGUACUAGCGCGGGGGAAACAUACCCAGUGUGUCAUCAUGGACACCAAGAAGCGACCCAACGAAGAUAGCCUGAAACCAGGACCAGAGUCAUCAUCCUUGGCAGGACUCGCAGAAGGCUUGGUCAGCAUGGAUACAGGAAAGACGGGCCACGCAAUAUCAACACUGAUGGAUGUGGAUGCUGCCAAUAGGGAGUCCUCCUCAGCCCUCACAACCCCGGCACCAAAUGCAACGGCAGUGUCUUCAGACGCUUUACAGCCAUCAAAUGAAGCCAACAAAAGAAUCAAACUGACGAUUGACGCCGAUAAAUCUGGAGCAGAGUACUCGCCUUCGCUGGACGUGGCCGAUCCCUCCGAAGAAUCAAAAGGGCUCGCAGAGUGGGUCGAGAAAAUGGAUGACGAUGACAAUAAGGAGAAGAACGAUGUGGAGUCAGCAGCCGAGCCAGUACUGCCAUCAACAAAAGCCGUUUCAGCAGCAGUCAGUCAAGAUGGCGAGAUGUCAAAGUCCGAGGCCAACGCUGAUGCUGCGACAACUUUGCCUAACCCUAGCACCACUCCGAGUCACAAUCUUGUACACGCGCUCGUAACAGCAGAGGCAGCACCUAGCGCUUCUGAACUCACAGGAUCCAUCCUGGCGGUGGCCUCCCUCUCAGAGCCACUUGUGACGACACUGGAGACACUUGAGACUGGGAUUCAGACAGUAGAUAGCAAGGCUGUCUCGCAGCCAACAGAGGCCGCGACCAUUCCAGCCGACAAUUCUCCAUUGUCUUUGAUAUCAACAAGUGUGACGAAGGACUCUGAGGCCCUGACGGCUAUUAAUGACAAGACUGGAACGCAGGAACAGACACAGGACGUAAAUGAGGAAUCUAUUACUCAGAGCACAAAAGAAGAUGCCAUACCAAAUGCCCCUAAUGGCGCUGACCCUUCAGAGAAAGAGUCAAACCAGUCUUCAUCCGAGAAUCGGCAACACAGUCAAGCGGAGCGACCCCAGAGUCCUACCGCAGGCCGGACACCACCAGAGCAUACUCUACCUCCCCUCAGUUCCCUCUCGACUACACCGGCCUUGUCGGAUCCACUGCAGAACACCAGACCAUCACGGAGUACCAUGUCUGUUUCUGCGCUUCUUCUUAACAACGACGACGAUAGUGAGCAGGAGCAAGAGCGUGAGAGACGCAUGUCGAGAAACAUUUUCGAUCAGUUUGAAAUACCCCACCCGGACUCCUCAUCGAUCACGUCAAUAUCCACCAUACAGAAGGUACCGCAAUCAUCUACGCCAUCUAUUCCCCCUCCGCAGCGGCAUUCACCGGCACUCUCAUCACCCUCGGCUACACAGGCCCAAUUGGCGACGUCGGGACAGGCAGCGCCGCCAUCGAUUUCACCGCGCCCAACAGGAGCCGCCGGAAAUGCACUUCGCAGUCGCGAUCAAGUGGAUAGUCAGCCGAUGAACCAGAAUCAAGCGGGAUUCAACCGCGCAGUAACAGAGAACAAUCAAUCUUCAGGACGCAGACAGGAUCCAACCAGAGCAACGCCUAGCAAGGACUACCCGGCGGAUGAGGUCAUGGAGUCUGGUGGCAUAGGAUUAUUUGGCAGCCAACGUCAUCGCCUGGCCUCACCAGUCGGCGUCCGACCGCUGCAGGAACCGAUCAACGGGCUGGGCGGUGCUGGACCUGUUAAUGGCAAGCUGCCUGGGUUGGUAUCUGUUACGAGCAUAGCCUCAACCCAUAUACAUGAUCCUCAUGGUCAUCCUGGGUCUUCAUAUAGGGGUGAGAGUUCGCAUGGGCUCAUGGCUGGGCGAUCAAGUCCCUACUCAGCGGGACAGCACGCAACCGCUUCUCAUCCACCGACAGUCAAUGGUCACCUGCACUAUCCAUCCACAGGUCAUACUGGACACCAUUCAGGCAUAGCUCCAGCAGCCCCUAUAGCUUCCAUGACAUCCGCAUCUACUUCAGCUUUGGCUCAGCAUCCGCGUUUGAUCGUCAAAAACGACCCCAGCCUUACAAAGAGCGACCGUCCUGAGUUCUUCUUGGGUUAUUAUCGCUAUGAACCCUCGCUGCUUCUGCCAGACAUGCAAGGCAAGGAGAAUUCGCUGCUUGAAGUCCGCAUUGCGUCCUCAUAUCUGACAUAUGAUAAUAUCAAAGUGAAGAGGCGCGAGAUUUGGGGCACAGACAUAUAUACAGAUGACUCUGACGUUGUUGCGAUGUUAAUCCAUGGAGGACUCUUUAUACCGCCCAUCAGCGCACAGAGUACAGAGGAGGAUUCUAUUCGUCCUACAGGUCAACAGCACAACUUUGCGCCCGACCCAAUCAAACACAUUUGCCCUGGCUUCGACCUUGCUGUUACGCUACGUAUUUUGCCCAAACUGGUUAAAUACCAGGGAUCGAUCCGUAACCGCAUCAAAAGUCGCACCUGGAGCACCGGGCAUGAUGGAGUUAGUUUCAAGAUCGAGUCCAUCCGGAAGAUGUGUCCUGGUGAGGCACUGAACCGAGGUCGUAGUCAGAGUAAGCAACGUAUGAAGGAAUAUAAUCAGGAACGCCUGCGUGUUUUAGCCAACAUCCACGACGAAACUACGGAGAGCCUGCAAAACGAGAAAGCUAUGCGCACAGCCACUUUUGAAUUUACGCAUCAAGGAGACCCAUGUAUUCACCGGAGCUGGUCAUGGACCGGCACGAUGGGCUUUCGCGCAAAUGGACAAGUUGGAGGCUGAAAAAUGAAGUUCUGAUACUGGAGAACGACGAGGAGCGCUAUGAGAUUUCGCUGCAGCACCAAGCAGGGACAGAUGCCAGGCGAUUUGAUCAGUACCGCUUUGCUGUCAUUUCUGGUCGGACGUCGCUUUCAAGCUGGAGUAAGGCGACCUAUCCUUUAGAUUUCGGAAACCUGGCAGAAGUGCUGUACGAGGACCUAGAUUGGCAGGAUUUUGAAUGGGUCGAGCGCGGU
Molecule: messenger RNA, 3124 nt
Organism: Gamsiella multidivaricata
Lineage: Eukaryota; Fungi; Mortierellomycota; Mortierellomycetes; Mortierellales; Mortierellaceae
Product: histone deacetylation protein Rxt3-domain-containing protein
Exons: 7
Coding region: 231-2894 (887 amino acids)
Source: RefSeq, a predicted model, not a curated record